UCUAUGUGGUUACCUUUAUUUUUGUGACAACACAGCAGAUGUACGUUUUCUCGUUUCUUAAAGAUGAACUAAAUUAAAGUCGUUUAGUUAAACAUUAAACACACGCAACAGUGUGCAACAGACAACCUGUGCAAAUAAGACCACCGUCGGCCCGGUCGACGACGUAGCAGGAAGCGUCGUGCGUUGUGAGAUUCACACGAUUCCCAAUUAUGAUACCGCUGUCGCACAAGGAUCGCAGUAGCUUCGGCUACCGGGUCAAAGAAAAGUUAAGCAGCUGGAAGCGCCUCAUUUUCUCAGAUAGAAAUUCACGCAAUUUGUUUCUGUUCCUGCUGCUCAAUCUAAGCUUUGCCUUCGUCGAGCUCUUCUAUGGCAUUCUGACAAACAGCCUGGGUCUGAUCUCGGACUCGUUUCACAUGUUCUUCGAUUGCACGGGUCUCUUGGCCGGUCUUGCUGCCUCGGUAAUUACCAAGUGGAAGGCAACCGAUAAGUUCUCCUAUGGAUAUGUGCGUGCCGAAGUGUUGGCGGGAUUCGUCAAUAGCCUGUUCCUGCUAUUCAUCGCCUUCUUCAUAUUGUCCGAGGGUGUGGAGCGGUUAUUGGAGCCGCCAGAGGUGAAGCACGAGCGUCUGUUUGUGGUGUCCGUGCUGGGACUGCUGGUUAACCUGGUCGGCAUCUAUGCGUUUAAUCAUGGCGGCGGUCAUGGACACUCGCAUGGCGGCGGCGGCGGUGGACACGGCCACUCCCACGGCGGUGGCGGCAGCGCCUCCAAUCACGGGCACUCCCAUAGUCACAACGAAAUUAGCAAUCACAAUCACGAGGCCAUCACCUUGGAUAAUGGUCAUGGCCACUCGCACGAUCACGACAGCCACGGUCACUCCCACGGCGACAUGGGUGGCAGCAAUUCGCAGAUUAUGCGCGGCGUCUUCCUGCACAUUCUGGCCGACACCCUCGGCUCGGUGGGUGUCAUCAUAUCGGCUGUGCUGAUGCAAAUGUUCGGCUGGAUGAUAGCGGAUCCAAUUUGCUCGAUUUUCAUCUCCCUGCUCAUUGCGCUCAGCGUGCUGGGUCUAAUCAAGGAGUCCAUAUUGAUAUUGAUGCAGCGACAGCCAUCAACGUUGGACCGAUCACUGCCGCAGUGCUAUCAGAAGGUAACUGGCCUGGCUGGCGUCUAUGCCGUGCAGGAGCCGCACUUCUGGACGCUCUGCUCCGAUGUCUAUGUGGGCGCCCUCAAACUGGAGGUGUCCAAGAAUGUCGACCCCAAGUAUGUGGUGACGCAUACGAGGAUGAUUUUCGAGUCUGUGGGCGUGAAACAGAUCUACAUACAGCUCGACUAUGUGUGAUGAUGCAGCGGAACAUAAUCUAGCCUUAUAUAUGUAUAUUUAACAGCGCGUGUUGUAUGUUUGUGUAGUUCGACCCAGAAGAUGAUGAUGAAUUCUUUUAUCUAAAUUUUAGUUCAUUGGGCACGCUUGGCGGUGCCACCACCCACAACUACCCACGACCCCAUACCUUCCAAAAUCCCCUCCAAUCUUAAAUUGUACGAGUAAUAUUUUGCGAAUUUUGUUAACUUAUUUGUUGAGAAGAUGCGUUCGGGCAUUCAUUCCAUUUCUACUGAAAGCAUUACAGAACAGCUACAACAGCAAAAUUGUUUGUGUGUAGUACGGGGGCAGCCGGUGCUGUCCGUUAUCUAGAAGCAUAGUGUAAUUGUAAUAUAAGCGAAAGAACUUGUGCAAGAGUAAAUCUAUAUAGUCUCUUUUUUAUACAUUUGUUUUUCAAAUCUGAAUGAUCAAAAGCCAGAAGCAUACACACCUACAAAUAGUAUCUAGUUUGACUGACAUUUCCAAACACACACACAACCACAUUCCCCCAUAUAUGUAAAUGGGGGAAAUACAUUGAGUCAAAAACUAACUGUUCAUGUCACAGUUUGCAGCAUCAAAAUUAUGAACGAAAUAAACUAUAAUUUGUUAUUAGCCUUUUUAUACGUAAA
This is a messenger RNA of Drosophila obscura, 1978 nucleotides long. RefSeq names its product zinc transporter 7 (gene ZnT86D). NCBI's taxonomy places the organism in Eukaryota, Metazoa, Arthropoda, Insecta, Diptera, Drosophilidae. The coding region runs from base 210 to 1334 and encodes 374 amino acids. The transcript is spliced from 4 exons. Gene Ontology annotation, molecular function: zinc ion transmembrane transporter activity. Gene Ontology annotation, biological process: zinc ion transport; transmembrane transport; intracellular zinc ion homeostasis. Gene Ontology annotation, cellular component: Golgi apparatus; membrane. The record is from RefSeq and is a predicted model, not a curated record.